This is a messenger RNA of Chrysemys picta bellii (western painted turtle), 2624 nucleotides long. Lineage: Eukaryota; Metazoa; Chordata; Testudines; Emydidae. The record is from RefSeq and is a predicted model, not a curated record.
CCGGUGCCACCUCUAGGCAGGAGGGAUCACCCUGAGCUCAGCAAUGGGCUCCCUCUUGCCCCUCAGAGCCCUGUGGGUGGCCGAGGUGCCCCUGGCCUGGCAGAGACACCUGCCGGGGGCUGAGGCCCGGACGGCCUGACCUGAGGAGAUGCUGCUUUCAGCCAUGGCAGAGCCAUGGGAAUCGCAGGACAGUGGCUCAGCGACCUCGACAGGGGCGGCCACCACUCCCAGCACCAUGCGUCACCGGAGCCCCCUGCCGGAGGUGAGGGAAGAGGAGACCCCGCUGACGAGCGCCCGCCGGCUCUGGGCCUUGCUCCGGGGGGGCAUCCGGGCCACUACGGAGAAGAUGAAGAAGGAAGAGCUGAAGGCUGCCCAGUUGACCCACGGCCUCCAGCACCUGCGUCACCUCAGCUUCCCGCAGCCCGUGCGCCACGUUGCCUACAACAGCAGCACCAGCCUCUUCGUGGUCCUGGACGCGGAGAGCCAGCUGCACCUGCACAAGGAGGACGGCUGGUUCAGCCACGGCACCCAGGCCCCGGAGCCCAUCGCGGGCUUGCUGUAUGCCACCCAGGUCAACAAGUACGUGGCCUGGGACCAGGGCAGCCUGCAGGUGCUGGGCCCAGCCUUCGAGGUCCUCUCCAAGGUGCUGGCCCCGCAUGGCAUCUGUUGCUGCCGCUACAGCCCAGAGCUCAAUCAGGUGGUGACAGCUGGAGCGGGCAGCCUGUCCAUCUGGGCCUUCCGCUAUGGAUUCUCCCAGCUGCAGUGCCAGGCCACCGUGCAGCAGGGCCUGUCCCCUCGCGACACCUUCACCCGGCUGGCCCUGGACACCUGCGUCCCCCAGAAAUGCUUUGCUGCCUGCGGCACCGGGGUUGCUGUCUUCAACAUCUCCCAGGGGGAGCUACUGACCUUCCAGAGGGACCUUCACAACAGGGCCAUCACUGACAUCGUCUAUUGCGAGGCAGGGGCGUGCGUGGUGACGGCUUCCCGCGACACCACCAUCAAGGUCUGGGACGAGAAGUGGCUGAUCCAGACAAUCUUCGUGGGACACACUGGGCCUGUGACCGCUGUGACCAUCUACCCCCAGGGACCCCUCAUCCUCUCUGCCUCCCAGGACGGCACCAUUCGCACCUGGAACCUGCAGACCAUUGACCAGGUGGACGAAGUGCAUGUGGCCGAGGUGGUGGAGCAUCUGCAGACGCACCCAGAGGGCGGGUACGUGGUCUCGCUGACCGGCUCCACCGUGGACCUUUGGAAGGUCAACCAGCUCUACUCCCUGCACACCCGGCUGGGUGCCGCCGUGACGCGCCUCUGUACCAUCGACCUGAGUGCCGUGGGCAGCUUUCCGGUGCGGGCUGUGUGCGCGUGCCAGGACUCCACCGUGCGGCUCGUGGCCGCGCACACCGGCCGCAUCCUCUCCACCCUGCUGCUGGACAGGCCCUGCCAGGCCGUGGAGGUGGCCUACUGUCUGCCCAAGGAGACCCUGUUCGUGCUGCUGGAGCUGGGCCAGCUCCUGAGGGUGAACGCCGCGGUCAACCCCAUGAGCGUCAAGAAGAUGGUGGCGCCCUGGAGCGAGUCGGCACGGCCCUGCUGCCUGCUCGUCUACAGCCACAUCGUGGACCCCAAGAAGGCCUAUGCGCAAUGGCGGGAGAUCGUGGAGCAGAAAGGGGACAAGAAGUCCUGGGCACAGCUCCCGCUAAAGCUGCAGGACAAAAACAGGUACCUGCUAGUGCUGGGACAGGAGGACGGCUCGCUCUGCGUGCUCCGGUGGUUCACCGGGCGUGUUCAGUACCAGGUGGAGGCUCACGGCUCGGAGAGGGUGACCGCGCUGGCUGCCUAUCCCCACGACACCUGGAUCAUCUCAGCCGGUGAGUGCGCUGAGCACUGGGCGGCAGGGCUUUCUGUGCACCCCCAGUGACUGCCGGCCUGGGGCAGGGAUCCCCACGGAGACCUUGGAGGGCGGAGCCCUCCCUGUGCAGCGAUGGCAUGGACGGGGCCCCAGGGGGCAGGGGUCAGGUCCUCACGGGCUGGAGAAGUCCUGGCCACAGAGCUCACAAAACCCAGUCGCUAAAGAGGGAGGGAACCGCAGAGCAGAGGGGUCAGUAGAAGAGUCCAUGGGCCUUGGGCGCGGCCUGGGAGGGUCUUCCCCCGUCGCCCAUCCUGGGGGCGGGCAGGGCGUUCCCCCAUCCCCAGAGGUCAGGACACUCCACCAUUCCCCAGCCUCGGAGGGACCAGGUGUCCCCCGCAUCCCGGGAGGAAGACAGAUGUUUCCCCCAUGACCCGGGGGGCAGGAGCUGAGGGAUUGUCCCCCAUUUCCAUCCGUUUCGCGUGUUUCAUCAAACUAAUGAAAAGCUCUGUGACAAUGGCACCUGAAAGGAGAAGUCUGGGUAGUUUGCAGCAAGGCCCCUGUGAGCCGACCGCCCCAGCCAGGCCACAGCCCAUGCGGGUGGGGGCUGACGGGGGCCAGGGCCAGGGCCUGCUGCAGCCCAGCGUGGGGCCUGGUGGGAGAAGCCUGGCAGUGCCCCCCUGCCUGGCCCGCUGCAGGUGGUGAUCGCACGGUGAAAGUCUGGCGCAUCUUCCCCUACAUUGACGAGUGCCUGACCCUGCUGCGGAGCUUCUCCUGCCAG